This is a messenger RNA of Caenorhabditis sp. 36 PRJEB53466, 375 nucleotides long. The record is from the annotation of a GenBank genome assembly. NCBI's taxonomy places the organism in Eukaryota, Metazoa, Nematoda, Chromadorea, Rhabditida, Rhabditidae.
AUGCCACGUGUCAGUUCGCUGUUCGUGCUCCUCGCCCUCAUGGUCGCCCUUCUGGCCGUCAGUCACGCGGCCGUCGUUUCCGGAUACGACAAUAUUUAUCAGGUGCUCGCGCCGAGGUAGGACAGUGUAUCCCCAUAAAAUUUACUUACAAGAUCAUGUACCUCUGCUCCAAAAAAGGCCAGUCCAUGAAAAACCUUUCAGUUUCAAAUAGUAGUCAUUGGCUCAAAGCCAGUCCCCAUUACGUUGACAAAUCAAUUCCAAACCGUCCUGUUCAGAUUCCGACGCGCCCGUCUGAUGAGUUUUGACGGCGAGGCGCCGCAAUACCUGCAACACUUGCUCCAGAACCUGAAGCCGCGCUUCCGAAGAUCCAUAUAA